AUGCAAGAAUCAAAAGCUUUAAUGGAGCUUUGCUCCAAGUUUAACCUCUUUAACUAUGUGAGUUUAUUUGUCAAUGGUUCAACAAUGAAGAAGACAGCAUUUGCUUAUAUUUAUAUUGAUGAAAAAUUAGCAAGAGAAGCAGUUUCCAGUCUUAUACCAUCUAGGAUCGCUGUGAUUGCUAAUGUCCGUGAUCUUACUGUUGUCAAAACCGUUGCUAAAGGUGUUAUUAGGACUCUCUACAUUAAUGACUCGGACAGUGCUCUCAUCCCUAUUACCAUUACUAACGUUAGUGUCGUCACCAUUGCUCCUAUCCUUAUUCCUAUUAUUAACUCCAUGGCUGGGUCCCGGCGUAGUCGUUCUGCUCCGGCUAGGUCAUCAUCGGGCAGUCCACUUUGUGGCUUAAAGGUAGAUGCCAACGGCCAACAGAUCCCACCUAGUCCUUCAUCAAAAGCCUGGGUCGACACACGACAAAUUCAGAAACUUAAAGAAGAGCCAAUGGAAAUACGUAACUACGACAGUGAGGAUGUUGAGAGAAUGCAUCGUCGACGUAAAGAUGAACUUGAGAUAAUGCCUAACCGAAAACAAUCAAUGCUCUGUACCAAAAGGAAUGCCCUCCUAAAACAGCGAAAAAGGGAGUUGCGUUCACAGGAAACACAAGAAGCAAGAGAGGCCCGUCUUGAUGAUCAGCGUAGUCGUGAUCAACGCUCACUAUGUGACGAACCUGUUGAAGCAAGGCAGGCCCGUCUUGCUUUCAUGCGUAUUCGAAAUCAGCGCUCACUCCUUGUGGUGUCAGAAGAAGCAAGGCAAGCUCGUCUUGCCGCCCAGCGUAGUCAUAAUCAACGCUCACUCCUUCAGGAGCCUGCUGAAGCAAGAGAGGCCCGCCCCGCUGCCCAACAUAGUCAACGCCAGAUAUCAAGUCUUUAGGAAUCAUCGGAGGCUACGGAAAACAGGUUGGCAGGUCGACGUCAAAGAAAUGUUGCUGCUGCAAGGGGCGCAUUUUGGAUGAGAGCUGGAUUCAGAUACAGUCCUGCUGAUGAUUUCUCCAAUCGCCCGGACGUGAGUCUUGGUAAAAUGGACAGGGAAUGCCGAUUUUGUCAAGCUAAGUAGUGGGCUGGUGAGGCAGCUGGUCUUUGUUGUUCUGGAGGCAAGGUUCGAUUUCAGCCGCUCGCAGAUCCACCUGAAGUUCUGAAAAAUCUCCUCCUCAAUAGCUCCGACUACGCCAAGAAAUUCCGAAAAGCCAUUUGGAGAUAUAACUCCUGCUUCGCUAUGACCUCUUUUGCCGUAAAGAACAUCCACGACAAACAUAACAUCAACAACGUCAAUAUUGAUGGAA
This is a messenger RNA of Octopus sinensis (East Asian common octopus), 1333 nucleotides long. RefSeq lists its product as uncharacterized. The transcript has 7 exons. The coding region runs from base 1 to 924 and encodes 307 amino acids. The record is from RefSeq and is a predicted model, not a curated record. NCBI's taxonomy places the organism in Eukaryota, Metazoa, Mollusca, Cephalopoda, Octopoda, Octopodidae.